AUGUCCAAACGCUCAGACAGAACCCUGAACCCCGCUAUUGGGGCGUCAACAGAAUUCGUUCCCCCCAGCUUCGAGUCGAAGCUCCAAGAGAGAGAGUUCCUGAAAUAUCGUCUUGCGCAGGCUUUUCGAAUUUUUGGUCAUGAAGGAUAUAACGAAGGCGUUGCAGGCCACAUCACCCUUAGGGAUCCCGUUCGGCCCGAUUGUUUUUGGGUUAAUCCCUUCGGGUUGCACUUUUCUCUCAUUCAGCCUUCCGAUCUUCUUCUUGUCGAUCACGACGGGAAAUUUCAAGAUGAAUCCGGUCCGUUGCGGCUGCUGAACAGAGCAGCCUACAUGAUCCACUCGGCUGUCCAUGCCGCUCGACCGGACGUCAUCUGCGCUGCCCAUACCCAUUCUAUCUAUGGCCGGGCUUUCUCAACUCUAGGGAAGGAGCUCGAUAUCAUCACUCAAGAUAGCUGCGCAUUCUACAAUGACCAUGUCCUCUAUGAUCGAUUUGGUGGGGUUGUAUUAGAAGAAGAGGAAGGAAAACGCAUUGCAGAGUGUCUCGAGUCAAAGAAAGCAGCUAUAUUGCAGAACCAUGGUCUGUUGGUGGCUUCGCCCACGAUUGAAGCUACAGUCCACUUCUACAUAGCCCUUGAAAAAUCGUGCCAAGUCCAGCUGCUCGCUGAUGCCGCAGCGAAAGCCACAGGAACAGUGAAAAUACCGCUCGAUGAGGCUGCCUACACUGCGCAGAUCGUUGGCUCACCUAGGACAGGUUGGUUCAGCGGUUUGCCCCACUUCAAAGCAUUGGAAGCCCGUGAGGGUGUGUCGUUUGAGGCCGGAAAAUCUGCCUAG
This is a messenger RNA of Sparassis crispa, 831 nucleotides long. Its product is annotated as Meiotically up-regulated gene 14 protein. Bases 1 to 831 code for a protein of 276 amino acids. The record is from RefSeq and is a predicted model, not a curated record. Gene Ontology annotation, molecular function: actin filament binding. The transcript is spliced from 7 exons. Gene Ontology annotation, cellular component: cytoskeleton. Lineage: Eukaryota; Fungi; Basidiomycota; Agaricomycetes; Polyporales; Sparassidaceae.